AUGGCGCCGCUGAUCGACGACGUCACCGCCGAGAUCCUCCUCCGCCUGCCGCCGGACGAGCCCGAGCACCUCUUCCGCGCCGCGCUCGUCUGCAAGCCCUGGCUCCGCGUUCUCCGCGACCCCGGCUUCCGCCGCCGGUACCGCACCUUCCACGGCACCCCUCCGCUUCUGGGCCUCCUCCACAGGCUCCAGGUCAUCCAAGGAGACCCCGCGCCCCGGCUCGCCCCCACCACAUCGGCGCCCCUCUCUCCCUACCCCGACUGCGACCGCUCGCGGGCGCUUGACUGCCGGCAUGGCCGCGUCCUUCUCCACGUGUGGGUCAGGGGCAGGGGUUGGCAUUUCACCGUCUGGGACCCCGUCACCGGCGACCAGCAGAGCCUCCCGGAGCCCGGCAUCCCGUGGCUGAUCUACACCGCCGCCGUGUUCUGCCCUGUGGCCGGCUGCGGCCACCUUGACUGCCACGGCGGCCCCUUCGGGUUGUCUUUGUGGCCACCGACGACUACGACGAGCUAG
This is a messenger RNA of Triticum turgidum subsp. durum (durum wheat), 513 nucleotides long. The record is from the annotation of a GenBank genome assembly. NCBI's taxonomy places the organism in Eukaryota, Viridiplantae, Streptophyta, Magnoliopsida, Poales, Poaceae.